AAAUGUUCUAGAAUAUGAUAAAAAUUACCACAAAACAAUGUUCAAGUUUCUGUAACUUAUUUUUUUAUAAAGGUGCGCGUAAAAUAAUACUGAUAAGAAAUAGUAUUAACAGUACACAGAAAAUAUUGAUGAAUAAAUGCAAUCCUUGGGGAAAUGGAAAAACAUUUUUGAGUUUUCUCUAUGGUUUUCUCUGUCAGUUAUUUGUCAUGAACGUCAAAAUAUCAUUUGUCAUCUUGAUUCUGAGUUUGAAUUAUGUCAACAGGGUAUUGAUAAACUUGAAAAUCAAUCUUUUAUCAACAAAUCAGUGAAAUAAUUAAUAAAAAUGGUUACAUUUGCACCAGAUGAGAUCGGCUUAGCCGACAAAUCACCAUGCGCGGGAAUUAGAGCUGAUCUCAAACUGUGUUUACUCGCAAGUGAUUGUUGCAAAAAGGAUAGGAAAACACCUAGAGAAUGUCUAAAAGAUGGAACGAUUCCAGACGAAUGUAUUCAGCUGAGGCAAAGCUUCUUUGAAUGUAAAAGAUCUCUACUGGACAACAGAAGAAGGUUUCGAGGUCACAAAGGUUACUGAUGUAUGUACCUUAGGAGUUAUUCUUUAAUAGAGAGGAAUAGUUUGUUUAAUUUUAUGAAUGUAUAAAGUAUUAAAUAAUAAUUUGUUUAAUAAAACUUGACUGUUGA
Messenger RNA from Helicoverpa zea (corn earworm), 675 nucleotides. RefSeq names its product cytochrome c oxidase assembly factor 5. The record is from RefSeq and is a predicted model, not a curated record. Lineage: Eukaryota; Metazoa; Arthropoda; Insecta; Lepidoptera; Noctuidae. The transcript has 3 exons. Gene Ontology annotation, cellular component: mitochondrion. The coding region runs from base 323 to 568 and encodes 81 amino acids. Gene Ontology annotation, biological process: mitochondrial respiratory chain complex IV assembly.